Anopheles stephensi (Asian malaria mosquito) is the source of this 1763-nucleotide messenger RNA. RefSeq names its product lipase 3-like. The coding region runs from base 139 to 1389 and encodes 416 amino acids. Gene Ontology annotation, biological process: lipid metabolic process. Gene Ontology annotation, molecular function: hydrolase activity, acting on ester bonds. The record is from RefSeq and is a predicted model, not a curated record. Lineage: Eukaryota; Metazoa; Arthropoda; Insecta; Diptera; Culicidae. The transcript has a single exon.
UAAUCUGCCCGUGCUCGAACACUCGAUACUAAUUCCGGGACAAGCCCACGGCAAGCGCGUUUUUAAGUCGCGCGAAACCGGUUGAACUCGUGCAGUAUCUUCUCGGCAGACCGUCAAGUAAGAGGUGAACAGUAAAGCAUGAAGCAAAACGUUUCGAUCGGACGCGGCUAUCUGCCAUCGGUGUGGUUUAUGCUGGUUUUGCUGGCCGCUGGCGGCACGCAUCGUACAGCCAGCGCACGCUCGGUUAAGGCAGGCUUUCAAGUGGACAGUGAAGACGGGCGUCUGUCCGUACCGGAGCUGGUGUCAAAGUAUGGAUACAACGUGGAAGAACAUUCGCUUCAAACGGAAGACGGUUACCGGUUAACGGUGCAUCGUGUGCAGAGUCCUGGCCUAACGAAUGGAACCGUUGUGCUGCUGAUGCACGGAUUGCUGUGCAGCUCGGCCGACUGGCUAAUGAUCGGACCGGGCAACGCACUGGCCUAUCUGCUGGCGGACCAAGGAUACGACGUGUGGCUGGGAAAUGCACGAGGCAAUCGGUACUCGCGCCAUCACGAUACGAUCAACCCGGACCAUAGUUCGUUCUGGAAAUUCUCCUGGCACGAAAUUGGACGCUACGACAUCCCGGCCACGAUCGACUACAUACUGGAGCAAACCGGACACCGGCGAUUGCAGUACGUGGGACACUCGCAAGGCACGACCGGAUUCUUUGUGAUGGCCAGCACCCGGCCCGAGUACAACGAUAAAAUCAUCCAGAUGAACGCGCUCGCACCGGUCGCUUUCAUGGGCCACAUGAAGAGUCCGCUGCUGCAGUUUAUGACCAAGUUCCUGAAAACGCUCGACAUCCUGUUUUCCUUGUUCGGGGUGGGCGAGUUCAUGCCCAACAAGCCGAUUCUGCACGAGAUCGCGACGCACAUCUGUCCCCCGAAUUCGACGAUAAAUUUGUGUGCCCAUCUGCUUUUCGUGUUGGCAGGACACAAUCCAACGCAGAUGGAUCCGGCGAUUCUUCCCAUCCUGUUCGGCCAUACACCGGCCGGAUCGGCCACAAAGCAAUUGGUUCACUACGCCCAGGAGGUGCUGUCGAAUCGGUUCGAAAUGUACGACUAUGGUAAGGUGAAGAAUGUGCUGAUCUACGGAUCGGCCUCACCGCCCCAGUACAAUCUUUCGCUGGUAACGGCUCCGGUGGCAAUGUACUAUGGGAUGAACGAUUUUCUCGCCACUCCGGAGGAUGUGCACAGGCUGGCCGAGAAGCUUCCCAACCUGAAGAAAAGUGUGGCGGUGGAUGAUGAUUUGUUCAACCAUCUGGACUUUCUCAUAGCGAACGAUGUUCGGCAUUUGCUGUACGAACCGGUCAUUGAAGGAAUGGCAUCCGCUGAAGUGCUGGAUCAUUGAAUGGAAACCUGGGUGGGGGGAGGGUUUGAUUGAAGUGCAGCGAGAAGCAUCGUUGAACUUUCGCAUAUGCGUUCAAGUAUGUGAUAAUAGAUUUUAUUAUGAUUGUUGCUGCCGUUCAAGAAGCAUCCGUGUGGACAAAGCGCAACGCAAAACAGUGCAAUAAACUAAAGCUAAGAACGUGUGCCAUAGUGGCGGAUUACGGAGGGGAGAACUGUGACUGAUAGAUAAGCAUAAUCGUAUAAAUAAAAGGUAUCAAUGAACAAUUUAACAUGUGUUUUCCACUUCAACUGUGUUUUGAAACUUUCGCUACUUAACUUUCUUUGCUGUACUUGUUGUAUCGCCAGGGUUUUAUUUUUAAUAAAGUAUGUGUACAA